Salvelinus namaycush (lake trout) is the source of this 6811-nucleotide messenger RNA. RefSeq names its product AT-rich interactive domain-containing protein 1B-like. NCBI's taxonomy places the organism in Eukaryota, Metazoa, Chordata, Actinopteri, Salmoniformes, Salmonidae. The transcript is spliced from 21 exons. The record is from RefSeq and is a predicted model, not a curated record. Gene Ontology annotation, molecular function: nucleosome binding; DNA binding. The coding region runs from base 1 to 6720 and encodes 2239 amino acids. Gene Ontology annotation, cellular component: SWI/SNF complex; nBAF complex; nucleoplasm. Gene Ontology annotation, biological process: positive regulation of DNA-templated transcription; chromatin remodeling; regulation of transcription by RNA polymerase II.
AUGGAGACGGGUUUGAUAGCAAACCAUAAACAGAAAAAUGUGAGUGUAGAUCCCCCUCAGCACCUCACGCCGCCGCAACAGCAGUCACAAUUUAACCCGUUUCCUCAGCAUCAGCAGCACCAGAUACAAAGUAACAACAUCAACAACAGCCAAGCGACAAGGGGAGAGAGUGAUAAUCAGCACCACGGAGGGAAGAGGGGUGUUUUGGCGAGCCAGACAGAGCAGCAGAUGCUGAGUAAAGGUGAAGGGGAUCAUACCUGUAAACCAGGGGAGCGAAUGGGUGCCAGGUAUGAACAUGCCAACUUGGGACCAACGACCGACAUCAACAACCAGCCCCAGAGCGCAGGAGGGGACAGCGCUAUUUCAGAGUUUAAUAACUACUAUGGCACUUCCAGAGUAGGGGGCUGCUAUGAUCAACAUGGCGGACAAAGCACUGGGAUGGGGAUGAUGCACUCCUCGGGACCCAACAACAUGGACCCAGUGCACAACUCCCACGAAGGAUACCACAACAGCCAGUACAACCACUACCCUGGCUACCGGCAGGGCUACGGUGGAGCGGGCUACGGUAUGAUGGCCCCAUCCAGACAGGGCAGUAACAUGCUGAUUGGCCCUGGCAGCAACACUCCAGCUAGCCAUGUCAAGACUACUAUGGGAGCUGCUUCCUCCGGUUCUGGUGGAAGUGUUGGGGGCUUUCAGAGAUUCCCAGGACAUACUCAGCAUCCCUCGGGAGCCACCCCAACUCUAAACCAACUGCUGACGUCUCCAAGUCCAAUGAUGCGAGGUUAUGGCAGUGGCUAUCAUCAAGACUAUAACAGUCCCUCUGCACAACAACAAGCUGGCAUCGGCUUAGGCAAAGACAUGACUUCUCAGUAUGGCUCCACAACCCAUGGCUGGCCAGGGCAACAGAGAAAUCACCCGUCCAUGAGUCCUGGAAACGGAGGGCAAGGUAUCAGCAGACCACAGGUGGCUUCCGUGGACUUCAUGGCUAUGAAGCGCUCCCAUCUCUACGGGAUGGGCAACAACCCCUACUCUCAGCAGCAGCAGGGCGGGCCCUACCCCAGCCAGCCAUACGGAUCGCCCGCUACACACAGAUACCCAAUGGGAAUGCAGGGGAGGGGCCAGGCGGGCAUGGGCGGCAUGCAGUACCCUCAACAGCAGGUUCCCCCCCAGUACGGCCAGCAGGGUAUGGGAGGAUACAGCCAGCAGCAGCAGGGAACACCUCCGGGAUCCUACUUCAGCCCCCCCCAGCAGAACCCCACCGCCCCCACACAGCCCCCCUACCUGCCUCCCCGCGCCCCACCCCAGCAGGAGGCUCCGCAGGAGAGCUACAGAGACAGCACCAGGAGUCAGCAGCAUGUCCCAGGGAAUUCUGGGAAGGCCAACCUUGAGGACAUGGGUCUGAUCCCGCAGGACCGCCCCUCCAGCCUCCCGGACCUGUCUGGCUCCAUAGACGACCUCCCUACAGGGACGGACGCUGGUCACAGUUCAGCCGUCAGUGCUACAGGCUCCACCAGUAGCCAGGGGGAGCAGAGUAACCCGUCCCAGUCACCCUUCUCACCCCACGCAUCACCCCACCUGUCUGGCCGAGGCAGCGGCCCAUCGCCCUCUCCUGUUGGCUCCCCCGUGGGCUCCAACCAAUCACGCUCCGGCUCUGGCCCAAUCUCCCCAGUUAGCGGCCCAACCACAGCACAAGGGUCCCAGAUGGCCCCCCAGAUCCCCGUCAACAUGUCGGAUGUCCCUCACUCCCCCUUGACGCAGUCCCCCAUGCCUCAGGAGAGGGGCUUUAUGUCCAACAUGCAGAGAAACCAGUCUGGCUCCCAGUUUGCACCACCACUACCUCAGUCGGGGCGUUCCAUGUCCCCUCACCCCUCUCCUGGUCCUGGUCCUGGAGGACAAAUGUACCCAGGGAUGGGGCCCAGGCCCUACCUCCAGGGUGGCUCCAGUGGCCCCUACGGACCCCAGGGAUCCCAGGCAAACCAGUAUGGACCCCAAGGUAACUACCCACGUCCACCCAACUACGGUGGGACCCCCAGUGCCAACUACAGCGGCCCCGGCCCUGGCAUGACCAACAGCCUGGGUAUGAAUGCCAGCAGCCCCAUGCACGGCCAGGGUCCCGGGCAGCCCAUGCCCAUGGGCCGCAGUCUUGGCGCGGGCAGCCGACCCUACCCCAACAUGGCCCCCAGUUCCCCCAGUAUGCCCCAGCCGGCAGGCCCAGGGAUGGGCCCUCCUUCACUGGGCAACGUCAACCGCAAGGCCCAGGAGGCAGCCGCUUCCGUUAUGCAGGCCGCAGUCAACUCUGUAGAGCAGAGCAGACAGGGCAGCUACCCAGGCCCUGGCAUAAACCAGAUGGUGCCCCCCAUCAACCAGUCGCAAGGCAACAACUCAGGCAUGGGCACGCCACAGGGUCCACCCUACAAUAUGCCACCCUCAGGGCCCAUGGGGAUGGCUGGGGAUGGGAUGGUGACUCCUGUUGGGAAGCAGAAAAUGGAUGGCAAGGAGGAGAGCAUGCCCACCAAUGAACCUCCCAGACCCAAGGAUGGCUACAGUGGAUCCCAGUGUGUCUCCCAGCCUACCACCCCUGGUGCCAUGCCUGUCCCCUCUCCCCUGUCCCCCAGCCCAGCCAGCCUGUCCUCCUACCAUGGGGAUGACAGUGACAGCAUUAGCAGCCCCGUCUGGCCAAAGACUCCCUCCAGCCCUAAGCCCAACUCGUCCACCAUGACUAACGAGCGAAUCACACGUCUGUAUGAUAUGGGUGGGGAGCCGGAGAGGCGUGUCUGGGUGGACCGCUACCUGUCCUUCAUGGAGGAGAGGGGUACACCUGUUCCCCACCUCCCUGCCGUGGGCAAGAAGCCCCUGGACCUCUACAGACUGUACAUGGUGGUCAGGGAGAUAGGGGGCCUGGCCAUGGUGAACAAGAACAAGAAGUGGCGAGAGCUGUCCACUAGUCUGAGUGUUGGUACCUCCAGCAGCUCCGCCAGCUGUCUGAAGAAGCAGUACAUCCAGUACCUGUUUGCCUAUGAGUGUAAGGUGGAGCGGGGAGAGGACCCGCCGGCCGACAGCAACACUGGGACUGGGGGGGACAACAGGAAGCAGGCCAAGUUGCAGCCGCCCUCUCCUGCUAACUCAGGGUCCCUGCAGGGCCCCCAGACCCCCCAGUCGUCAGGCAGCAGCUCCAUGGCAGAGAUGUCAGGUGACCUGAAACCCCCCACCCCAGCCUCAACCCCCCAGGGCCAGGGCCAGGGCCAGGGCCAGGGCCAGGGCCAGGUCACCCCCAUCCCAGCCAGCAGGAACAGUGUGGUCAGUGUGCAGGACCCGUUCUCUGAGGUGAGCGACCCGGUCUUCCAGAAGCGUAACUCCCUCCCCCCGGGGGGCCCUGGGGGACCGUACCAGCAGGGGGUCAACAUGCCCCCUGACGUGAUGAUGAGGAUGCAGUAUGAGAAGGACCCCUUCGCUGGCAUGAGGAAAGUGGCAGGAGGGGAUUCCUACAUGCCAGGCCAGAUGCCCAGCGGUGGCAUGCAGGAGAUGUAUGGCAGGCCUCCAUCAGGCAUGGGCCAGCGUUCCCAGUACCCAUACGGACCGGGCUACGACAGGAGACCAGACCAUGUGAUAGGGAUGGAGGGGAGCAUGGGCACCCCCGGGAGCCAGAGCAACAUGGGACCUUCCAACAGCGAGGGCAGCAUAUACUCUCCCAACAGAUACCCCUCCCAGCUUAGACAUGAGGGUUACGGGCAGCAGUACCCUGGCAUGUCAUAUGGAAUGCACCCCUCAGGGAUGUACCCACAACAACAGGGUUACAAGCGCCCCAUGGAGGGUAUGUACGGCCCCCCAGGCAAGAGGCACGAGGGGGAGAUGUACGGCCCCCCAGGCAAGAGGCACGAGGGGGACAUGUACGGCCCCCCAGGCAAGAGGCACGAGGGGGACAUGUACGGCCCCCCAGGCAAGAGGCACGAGGGGGAGAUGUACGCCAUGCAGUACGGCAGCCAGCAGCCUGACAUGUACAACCAGUACAGCACUGGUUAUUCUGGUCCUGAGAGGAGGCCCAUGCAGGGCCAGUUCCCUUACCCCUCCCCCUACAGCCGAGAGCGCAUGCAGGCCUCUGGCCAGGGGCAGCACCCCCAGCACCCCAUGGGUCCCCAGAUGAUGGCCGGGGGGCCACCCUCCAACAACGGAGUGGAAGGACCCCAGGGGCCCAACAUGUGGCCCUCCAGGACAGACAUGGGUUAUCCCUACUCUAACAGACAGGGGGCACCCUCCCAGGUACCGCCAUACGGUCCUUUGGGGAGAGGAGAGGAUAUGGAGGGCCGACCCAUCCAAGAUGGUCAGUGGCUCGGGCACGGAGGCCAUCGCCAGUCCUCCUACAUGUCAGGUGGUAUGACCCCUAUGUCCUCUCGCCAGCCCCCCUCUGCCUACCAGACCUCCCCCUCCAUGGCCAACCACCUGCCCCGAGCACCCAGCCCCGGCUCCUUCCAGCGCUCCAUGGAGGCACGGAUGUCCCCCAACAAAGCUGCCUAUAUGGGCUCCAUGAAGAUGCCAUGCAAACCGGGCAUGCCCAUGCCAGGGCAGGGUAGUGGGCACCCAGGCCAGGUCCCACCUAACCUGCGGAGAGACCUCAACUACCCUCUAGGAUCUGUAGAGGCCACCAUGCCCCUUCUCAAGCCCCGCCGCAAAAUGACCUCAAAGGACACUGGAACCCCAGAGGCGUGGCGAGUGAUGAUGUCUCUGAAGUCAGGUCUGCUGGGUGAGAGUACCUGGGCCCUGGACACCAUCAACAUCCUGCUGUAUGAUGACAGCACUGUGGCCUCCUUCACCCUCGCACAGUUGCCUGGCUUCCUGGAGCUGAUAGUGGAGUACUUCAGACACUGUGUGAUGGAGAUCUUUGGCAUCCUGGAGGAGUAUGAGAUAGGGACCAUCGGCCAGAAGACCCUCCUGGGGCCUGAAGCCUGUAACCAGGGGGAGGAGCUGACCUCUGAACCUGAGAUGGACUGUGAGGCCAGCCAACCAGAGCCUGAGCCUGAGCAGGAGGUGGAGAGGGGGGAGGUAGAGAAGGGGGAAGUAGAAAAUGGGGAGGACAAACCUGCUGACAUCACAGAGAAAAUGACAGUGGAACUGAUGUCUCCCCCCAGUGCAACGGAACCAGCCCCUGAGGGAAUGAAGGAGGAAUCUGAAGCCGAAGUGAAGGUAAAGAAGGAAGAGGGGGAGAAAGAACAGGAGGGAGAGAAAGAAAAAGGGAAAGAGGAAGGAGAAAAUCCCACCGAGAGUAAGAAAGCCACAGCUGAAAGUAAGGAAGACUAUCCUAAUCAGUCAGAGCCAAGGCCACAACAGGCCAGCAAGUACGACAAGUUUCCCAUUAAGAUCCUGCACAAAGAGGACCUGAUUGAGGACAUGACGGAGCAGCUGGCUCACGUGACAGAGUUCACUAGCGGACUGCUCCACUGGCAGGUAGGCGGGGGGGAUUCCACGGCCCACAUCCAGACCCACUUUGAGGGCAGGGGAGAGCAGCCUGACAGGACGGAGGGAGAGCGAGACGAAUGUGCCAUUCUGAAUAAAGAGCAGGAGACUGACUCAAGGACAGAGGAGAAGGGGAAUCGUAUCACCGCCACCAUCGAUGACAUACUGUGUGCCCGGCUCGAGGCUCUGUCAGAGGGCCACCCCACCCACUCUGCCCCCACCUACCCAUUCAGGCUGCACCAGGGCGGAGGCCACAUGCACAUCACCUUGCUGGAGGACGAGCCCCGCUGUUUGAACGAGGCUCCCCUCUCCACAGCUUCUCCUUGGCAGGACUCCCUGGCCAAGCGCUGCCUCUGUGUGUCAAACAUCCUCCGCAGCCUCUCCUUCAUCCCUGGGAACGACUCAGACAUGUCCCAUCACCCAGGCCUGGUGCUGAUCCUGGGCAGACUGCUGCUGCUCCACCACCAGCACCCAGAGAGGAAGAGGACGUCCCCUAGCUACCAGAGAGAGGAGGUGCAGGAGCGGGGCCUGGCCUGCAGUAAGGAUGAGUGGUGGUGGGACUGUCUCACUAUACUCAGGGAGGACACCUUGGUCACCCUGGCUAACAUCUCUGGCCAGCUGGACCUUUCCCUCUACCCAGAGACCAUCUGCCUGCCCAUCCUGGAUGGCCUACUCCACUGGAUGGUGUGUCCCUCUGCCGAGGCCCAGGACCCCUUCCCCUCGGCUGCCCCCCACUCCCCCCUAACCCCCCAGAGACUGGUGCUGGAGUGCCUGUGCAAGCUGAGCAUCCAGGACAACAACGUGGACCUGCUGCUGGCCACGCCACCGUUCAGCCGCCAGGAGAAGCUGUAUGCCACCCUGGUGCGCUAUGUGGGUCAGCGUAAGAACCAGGUUUACCGCGAGAUGGCUGUGGCCACCCUCUCCAACCUGGCACAGGGGGACUCCACGUCGGCACGCGCCAUCGCAGUACAGAAAAGCAGCGUGGGUAACCUGAUGGGCUUCCUGGAGGAUGGGGUGAGCAUGGCCCAGUACCAGCAGAACCCCCACAGCCUGCUGCACAUGGCCCACCACCCCCCCAUGGAGCCCCCCAGUGUUAACAUGAUGUGUCGGGCUGCAAAGGCUCUGCUGGCUAUGGCCAAGGUAGAGGAGAACAGGCCAGAGUUUGUCUUGUACGAGGGCAGACUCCUGGACAUCUCCAUCUCCUCUGUGCUCAACCCGGGGGUAGCCAGCAUUGUAUGUGAAGUACUCUUUCAGUUUGUUAAAAAAUUAUGACAGGAGGAUAGACAGGCCGGAGUCAAGAGAUGGACAGAGAGACGAUGAGAUGAAAACCUUAUUCUGUGGUUUUAUAGUUUUAUUUAAAUUA